AUGUUGCGCUGGUACCAGAGCAAGUUGGCCAAGCGGCCCAUCCUCACCGCUAGCAUCACCAGCGCGGUGUUGUUUGGCAGUGGUGAUGUCCUCGCCCAGCAGGCUGUUGACCGUCGGGGUCUCGAGAAGCACGACUUUAGCCGCACCGGGCGCAUGGCCCUGUACGGUGGAGCUGUCUUCGGCCCUGUAGCCACCGUCUGGUUCGGCUUCCUCCAGCGUCACGUCGUCCUCAAGAACACCGCGACCACCACCUUUGCCCGAGUCGCAUGUGACCAGAUCCUGUUUGCGCCCGUGCAGCUCACCUGCUUCUUGUCUUCAAUGGCCAUCAUGGAGGGCACCAGCCCUGUGGAGAAGUGGAAGGCUUCCUUUGCUCCCGCUUACAAGGCCAACUUGUUCGUCUGGCCGUUUGUCCAGGGUGCCAACUUUGCCUUUGUCCCUCUGGAGCUGCGCGUCCUAGUGGUCAAUGUGGUCAGCCUGGGCUGGAACUGCUUCCUUAGCUUGAUGAACAGCGGUGAAGAGUAA
Penicillium cinerascens is the source of this 522-nucleotide messenger RNA. Its product is annotated as Mpv17/PMP22 family protein. The coding region runs from base 1 to 522 and encodes 173 amino acids. Lineage: Eukaryota; Fungi; Ascomycota; Eurotiomycetes; Eurotiales; Aspergillaceae. Gene Ontology annotation, cellular component: cytoplasm; membrane; mitochondrion. The record is from RefSeq and is a predicted model, not a curated record. The transcript has 5 exons.